Messenger RNA from Anas platyrhynchos (mallard), 1263 nucleotides. RefSeq names its product goosecoid homeobox (gene GSC). Gene Ontology annotation, biological process: regulation of transcription by RNA polymerase II. The record is from RefSeq and is a predicted model, not a curated record. Gene Ontology annotation, molecular function: DNA-binding transcription factor activity, RNA polymerase II-specific; RNA polymerase II cis-regulatory region sequence-specific DNA binding. Gene Ontology annotation, cellular component: nucleus. Lineage: Eukaryota; Metazoa; Chordata; Aves; Anseriformes; Anatidae.
GAGGUUCAGAUGGAUUAUACUCCGUGCAGCCCUCUGGGUUGAGAUCAGUAAACAGGCGAGAGUUGAGGGGGGAAAGUUCCAGGGGUGGAUCCAGCGCACACACACACGCGCGUUCACACGCACAGCGGCGCGCAGACACACACGCACACUCUGCCCGCCAGCUGCCCUCGGAAAAAGCUCCGCUCUUUUCUCUCCGAGCCCCCUCUUUUUUUUUUUUUUUUUUUCUUCUUUCCAAAAUUCCUCCGAAAAGUUUCGAUUCCCCGUCUCCUCCGGCCUCCCCCGCCCUCCACCGCAACCACCCUCCCUCCCCCCCGCGGCCGGUCCCCGCUGCCCUGCCCCGGCACGGUUUGGGGCAUGCCUGUGAGCAUGUUCAGCAUCGACAACAUCCUGGCGGCCAGACCUCGCUGCAAGGACUCGGUGCUGCUGCCCCCGAGCGCCGCGCCCGUCGUCUUCCCCAGCCUCCACGGGGACUCGCUCUACGGCAGCGCCUCCGACUACGGCGGAUUUUACUCCCGGGCGGUGGCACCGGCCUCGGCGCUGCCGGCGGUCGGCGGGUCCCGGCUCGGCUACAACAACUACUACUACGGGCAGCUGCAUGUGCCCGCGUCCCCCGUGGGCCCCUCGUGUUGUGGGGCCGUGCCGGCCCUGGGAGCUCAGCAGUGCUCCUGCGUCCCCCCCGCAGGUUACGAGGGCACUGGCUCAGUGCUGAUGUCCCCUGUUCCCCAUCAGAUGUUGCCCUACAUGAACGUGGGCACUUUGUCCCGGACGGAGCUGCAGUUACUCAACCAGCUGCACUGCAGGCGAAAAAGACGGCACCGGACUAUCUUCACUGACGAGCAGCUAGAAGCGCUGGAAAACCUCUUCCAGGAAACCAAAUACCCAGACGUGGGCACCAGGGAACAGCUGGCCAGGAGGGUGCAUUUAAGAGAGGAAAAAGUGGAGGUUUGGUUCAAAAACCGCCGGGCGAAAUGGAGGAGGCAAAAGAGGUCGUCUUCGGAGGAGUCGGAAAACGCGCAAAAAUGGAAUAAAGUGUCCAAAACGUCUCCGGAGAAGAGGCAAGAAGACGGCAAAAGCGACUUGGACUCCGACAGCUGAUGCCUCGCGGGGGGCCGCUUCCCGUGGACUGUAGGAUACGCUCCGGAGGAUGCUACUAUCUUGCACAGGCUCUGCCUUGUCGGAGGGGGAAACUAUCUGUAUAUAAUGUACAAUACCCCGAGUUGAUUGCGUGUAAAUAAAAUGUGGUGCGGAGGUGUUGCACAGGUA